CAGCUAGCUUAGUGCUGGUGCUCUGGGCAGAGAUGUGGGCACCCGAAUUUGAGGGAAAGGUAUUGGGGCGGGGGGAGGAAGUCUGUCAGAAACCGAAAUGUAAGGGCGACACCCAAAGACGGGAGCUCCUGUGGCGGGCCAGGAAGCAGACCGGGACACUGAGGCUGGAGAGAGGAUGGAGGGGCAAGACUGUGUGUGGGCAGUGAGGUUUACAAAACCAAAUGGAAACUGAGUCACCCCCAUUAAGAAGAGGACUUCUAUUUAUAGCCAAAACACCAGGCUCAGGAGCCACUUGCAGCCCGUGGGUGUUUCUGAAUAUUUCUCUCAAGUCUUUGGGGGACAAGCCCCAAAGGACAGUGCCAACUCACCCUUCCUCUCUGCUGCCCCUGUUAGCUCACCAGCUUCCCCUUUUCAAGAGUCCAGCGUUGCACUGGUGGUGGUGGGAGGACAAGGCAGAGAAGAAUCUGUGCUCUGCAAAAGGAGAAGAAAAGAGUUCCUUCAGAAUGCUCAACUGGUACAGCGCCUUGGUCCUCACGGCCUACAUCCUCAUCUUCCUCACUGGUUUCCCGGCCAACCUCCUGGCCCUGCGGGCCUUCCUGGGACGUGUCCGCCAGCCCCAGCCUGCACCCGUGCACAUUCUGCUGCUCAGCCUGACACUGGCAGACCUGCUGCUGCUGCUGCUGCUGCCCUUCAAGAUCAUUGAGGCUGCAUCGAACUUCCACUGGUACCUGCCUGAGAUCGUGUGUGCCCUCACGGGUUUCGGCUUCUACAGCAGCAUCUACUGCAGCACGUGGCUCCUGGCGGGCAUCAGCAUCGAGCGCUACCUGGGGGUGGCUUUCCCCGUGCAGUACAAGCUCUCCCGCCGGCCUGUGUAUGGAGUGAUUGCUGCUCUGGUGGCCUGGAUCAUGUCGUUUGGUCACUGCACCAUUGUCAUCAUUGUCCAGUACUUGAAUACCACCCAGCAGGCCGAAAAUGCAAACCAAAACACCUGUUAUGAGAACUUCACGGACGAGCAGCUGGACGUGGUGCUGCCCGUGCGGCUGGAGCUGUGCCUGGUCCUCUUCUUCAUCCCCAUGGCCGUCACCAUCUUCUGCUACUGGCGCUUCGUGUGGAUCAUGCUUACCCAGCCGCACGUGGGGGCCCAGAGGCGGCGCCGAGCUGUGGGGCUGGCUGUGGUGACGCUCCUCAACUUCCUGGUGUGCUUCGGCCCUUACAAUGUGUCUCACCUGGUGGGGUUUUACAACUGGAAGAGCCCCCAGUGGCGCUCGGUAGCUGUGGUGUUCAGUUCCCUCAAUGCCAGCCUGGACCCCGUGCUUUUCUACUUCUCCUCCUCGGCGGUGCGCAGGACCUUUGGAAGAGGGCUGCAGUUGCUGCGGAAUCGGGGCUCCUCCCUCUUGGGACGCAAAGGCAAAGAUACAGCAGAGGUGACGAAUGGGGACAGGGGUGUGAGUCAAGCAGAUGGAGUGCCGAGUUCAGACUUCACAACGGACUAGCAAUUUCUGUGGACCUUCGGGGGCUGGACCUUGGGGGGCUGGACCUUCGGGGGCUCUCCAGGUUACACAGGAGUUGGGUAGCCUGGGAGAAGAGAGCGUGAGGGCUCCUGCCCCAGAUUCAGACCCUAUCUAUGAUAGGGACUCCGUAAAAGCCUCUUGCGGCAGCUCAGUACCCCUCCCGAUUGAAUUUUCCUGCCCAGAGGAGCAUAGCUCCACAACGCAACAAAAAACGGUGACGUACGAAGGGCUAGCAGGUGGGGGUUUCAGAAGCAGCGUGGCCAUAGGAAGUCAGUCCUUGUGAGUGGCUGGGAACUGGGGGUGAUGAGGCUGAUGCAGAGAGGCCUAAAGCCAUCUUGCUAUGAGCUUAGAAACAGCACCUAGACUCUGGUCUAGCUGUUGACGUUGGAAAGAAACUAACAGGAAAGAGAUGGAGCAGAAGUAUUAAAUGACGUCAAAGAAAAUCACAAUGGUUCUGAGCUGAGGGGACUAGAAGGGAGGAUGGGAGGCUCAGACCUCUAAUGAUUGGGGGGUUCACUGCAGCAGUUUGACCUGCUGCUUUUGAAGUGUGCUCCACUCGUUUUCAUGUGUUAUCUUGCCUCCCCUGAUAAUCCGGGAGCUGCCUGAGGUCUGGGUCACAUCUCCUUCCUCCAUGGCAUUCAAAAGGGCCAGGAUGUGGUCCUAGCUUGACACCCAUCAAUCAGAGAUCAACACUGACUAGCACAGGAAACCACCUGGGCUAGCAGAUUGCAAAUAAAGAUUAUAACACUCUCAA
Messenger RNA from Tupaia belangeri chinensis (Chinese tree shrew), 2265 nucleotides. It is a transcript of the gene FFAR2, whose product is annotated as free fatty acid receptor 2. The transcript is spliced from 2 exons. Gene Ontology annotation, biological process: cellular response to fatty acid; G protein-coupled receptor signaling pathway. Gene Ontology annotation, molecular function: G protein-coupled receptor activity. The coding region runs from base 222 to 1493 and encodes 423 amino acids. Lineage: Eukaryota; Metazoa; Chordata; Mammalia; Scandentia; Tupaiidae. The record is from RefSeq and is a predicted model, not a curated record. Gene Ontology annotation, cellular component: plasma membrane.